AUGCGUCUCUUUGCCGCCCUCGCGCUCGCGCUCGCCGCCGCCGCCGCCGCCGCGCCCGCCGCCGACGACUCGGCCGCGGCGCGCCUCGCCGGCUGGCUGCGCCUGCAGCACCACGCCGCGCCCGGCGUGCUCUCGCCCGUGUACGCCGCCGAGCAGCCGGCGCCGCUCGCCGCGGCGGCGAGCGAGCGCACGCUCUGGCACAUCAUCAACGAGGACGAGCACUUCAAGGACCUCGCCCACGUGCUCAACUACUCGAGCAUCAGCACCAAGAAGCUGCUCGACGGCGGCGAGCACGGCCUGACGCUGCUGGCGCCCGUCAACUGGCACCGCGAGCACCGCGACGCCGCGUUCGGCACGCUCGAGACGGACGCCGCCGCCGCGCCCUUCACUGCCGAGCCGGCCGUGUCGGCCAUGACGGUGCUCGAGCAGGCCAUCACCGCCAUGCACACGCUCGCGGACGGCGACGACGACAAGGAGCGCCGCCGCCGCUUCAUCCAGAAGGCCAUCGAUGCGACGCUGCGCUACCACCUCGUCGCCGCGCCCGGCGGCGAGGGCCUCAAGGCCGACGCCAUUGCGCAGAACUCGAGCCUCGCGACGCGCCUGCACGUCGACGGCGAGGCACGCAAGUACGUCGGCGACCUGCUCGCCGGCGAGCCGUUCCGCGUGCGCGCCGGCAAGAGCCUGCUGCCGCGUCCCGGCGUGUACUUCAACUUCUACAGCCGCCUCGUCUACCCCGACGUCGAGGCCGCCGGCUCGUCGGUGCUGCACGCCGUGUCGGCGCCGCUCUUCAUCCCGCCGUCGAUUGUGCAGGCGCUCCUCUUCGGCGAGCCCGACCUCGGCGGCACGACGACGGCCAUCUUCAAGCUGCACGCCGAGCGCUUCCUGCGCCUGCCGCACCCGCGCCGCAACGAGUCGAGCGUCUCGCUGGCGCACGCCGCCGUGCUCGGCCAGCUCGUCGACAGCGCCUACCACCACGAGGAGCCACACGGCGACGUCGGCCUCGCCACGGGCACCUUCUUUGCGCCGUCGAACCUGGCCUGGAAGCGCAUCCCGCCGAUGUUCAAGGCCUACCUCUUCUCGCCGUGGGGCGAGCGUCUGCUCGGCAAGGUGCUCAUGCUGCACUCGCUGCCGUACGAUGCCGUCUUCGCCGACGCCAUCUACUCGGCCAAGGGCAAGAGCAGCGGCGUGGCCUCGACGGAGGACGCCAGCGCCAUUGGCGGCCUCGGCGGCGCCGACGUGCAGACGUACGUCUUCGACAGCGCGCUGCCCAAGAUCCACUGCCCGCACCACCACGACCACGUCGCGGCCAAGGAGGAGAUGGAGCAGGUCACCGUCAAGGUGUACCGCUACCACAUCCUGCCCGGCGGCCGCGGCCCGCUGCAGACGCGCGUCGAGGUGCAGGGCGUCGGCGUGAGCUUCCAGGACAUUCCCGCGGCCAACGGCGCGAUCCACCUCCUCGACAAGUUCAUCAUGCCCGCCGGCCACGGCGACGGCAAGGGCGUCUGGGCCGAGGUCGCCGCCGAGUCCACGCGCCACGGCUACGGCGACGGCGCCGCCGCGCUUGCGCUGCUCUAG
Molecule: messenger RNA, 1575 nt
Organism: Tilletiopsis washingtonensis
Lineage: Eukaryota; Fungi; Basidiomycota; Exobasidiomycetes; Entylomatales
Exons: 6
Coding region: 1-1575 (524 amino acids)
Biological process (GO): macroautophagy
Cellular component (GO): fungal-type vacuole membrane
Source: RefSeq, a predicted model, not a curated record